Messenger RNA from Aspergillus mulundensis, 2100 nucleotides. Its product is annotated as DUF3405 domain-containing protein. Bases 1 to 2100 code for a protein of 699 amino acids. NCBI's taxonomy places the organism in Eukaryota, Fungi, Ascomycota, Eurotiomycetes, Eurotiales, Aspergillaceae. The transcript is spliced from 5 exons. The record is from RefSeq and is a predicted model, not a curated record.
AUGCUCAAUGGCGCAUCUAUCUUGAACGGCCGCUUCUCAGGCCUCCCCUUUCGUUAUAUUCUUCUUUCGUGUCUGUUCUUAAUCUUGUUAUUACUUCUAAUUAUCCAAGCCCUCCCUAAUCGACCGCAUGGAUUCCCGGUCUUGCUAUCCAAGCCAGAUAUCUUGCGACCGACCGAUCUCGCUGGGAGUCCUCGAGAGUGGAAACCAUGGGAUGACCAGGCACCUCCUGCGCAUGAACCUAUAGGUCUAGGGACUCUGCGCGACGUCAGGGAGGCCAACUUCUACCGGGGCGGGACCUCAACCAUAGAGGAUUCCCAUCCAAAGCACUCAAUCUACGACCCUUAUCCAAGUUAUAACAGUCAGAGCUGGCGGCGUUUAUGGAAAGGGACGUUCCAUGCCUGUCAAGGUCCCCGGGGUACGACCUUGGACCGGCGAAACCCUGAAGACAUGGUCCUGGCCUAUCGCGGGACUCAAAAAGGUAACAAUCAGACUGAUCUCGAUAGCUUGAAAGCCCUGACAGCGUAUUCAGACUUUCCGUAUCCGAUGUUCGGCUCGUAUAGUGCCCUUGGGCUCGACGGGUCUUCAUGUACCACGCGGUUCUCACGCCUGGGCGCAUAUGGAUACGACGAUCUAGACGCCCCAGCAAGGGCCAAGUGGGACAGAGUUAAUUGGGGUGCAUUGCAAUCCCAAUGCCGGAAGAGAAAUUCAGAUCGAUACAUCUCGCCUGCUGAACAGCGCCGAAUCAAAGACACAUUGCCGCUCAAGCAGACUACGCCGCCAGACAACAAUGACAAGCAACAUUCUUCCAAAGUGAAAGAGAGAGCUGCCGUUAUAUUACGCGCAUGGCAUGACAUGACGUGGACAGAGAACACGAAGCAAUACAUCAGGUCUCUUGUCAUGGAGCUCUCUUUGCAUUCAGGCGCCGAGUACGAGAUCUUUCUACUUACGCAUGUCAAGGAUAACGAGAUCCCAUUGCAUACGGCCGACGCAGCUCAACAUCUGAAGGAUCAAUUUAUCCCUCGUGAGUUCUGGGACAUGACUGUCUUCUUCAACGAGGAGACCCUGAAGUCCUGGUAUCCCAAGGUGCAGGAACAUCUGCCCCUCUAUCAGCACCUGCAGCCAGUCCAGAUCUUCUCCACACUACUCCCAGAGUUCGACUACGUCUGGCAGCUAGAGAUGGACGCCCGAUUUACCGGCCAUGCAUACCAUUUCCUCGAGCGAGCUGCCGCCUUCGCAAAGAAACAACCGCGGAAAUAUCUCUGGGAACGCAAUGCGCAUUUUUAUAUCCCCGGUGCCCAUGAUACCUACGAGGUCUUCAAGCAGAAUAUCGACAAGGCUAUGGUCGGUAAACCAAGUGUAUGGGGCCCAGCACCUCCAUCACACGCCUGGAAGCAGACGCAGACACCCAUCGGUCCCAUCCCACCAGUCCCCCGCCCCGAAGACGACAACUAUACCUGGGGCGUCGACGAAGAGGCAGAUCUAAUAACUUUCCUUCCGCAUUUUGACUCGGCCGAGACAACGUGGGUGUUUAACAAUGUCCUCUUCGAUCUUCCCCCUGAUACGCCACGUCGGGUUUCUCCAGUGACAAUGGGCCGGUACUCUCGCCUCUUACUGGGCGCCAUUCAUGAAGCCCAAAGCACAGCCGGUCUGGCCGUUGUCUCUGAGAUGACGGCGCCGUCGUUUGCACUAUGGCAUGGCUUGAAGGCCGUACAUGUCCCGCACCCGAUCUACGCGGAUGGGAAAUGGAUGCCCAAGGAGAUCGACCGGAUUGUGAACAAGGGGUCUGCUGAGAAGAUGAAUGGGGGAUCAGAUAGUAUCUGGAACUGGGAUCAUAAGUUCGACCAUAUACUCUAUCGCAUGAGCUAUAUGUUUACUUCGCAGGCGGCGGAGGACUUUUAUCGGCGGUGGCUCGGGUAUGAGGUGGAUAUGGGCCAAUAUACGGAUGGGAGUUUUCAUCAGGACCCCCAGGGGAGAAACUGGUUUGACGGGGGAGAGUUGAGAGAGGAUCUAUAUGGUCCCCUUUGCUUCCCGCCUAUGUUACUUCACCCUGUGAAGAACACUGGCCUUAAGAAGGGUCCCCCGAUGGCGGUUCCUGUAUAG